Impatiens glandulifera is the source of this 1808-nucleotide messenger RNA. RefSeq names its product probable E3 ubiquitin-protein ligase ARI8. The record is from RefSeq and is a predicted model, not a curated record. NCBI's taxonomy places the organism in Eukaryota, Viridiplantae, Streptophyta, Magnoliopsida, Ericales, Balsaminaceae. Gene Ontology annotation, biological process: ubiquitin-dependent protein catabolic process; protein polyubiquitination; positive regulation of proteasomal ubiquitin-dependent protein catabolic process. Bases 152 to 1723 code for a protein of 523 amino acids. The transcript is spliced from 15 exons. Gene Ontology annotation, cellular component: cytoplasm; ubiquitin ligase complex. Gene Ontology annotation, molecular function: ubiquitin conjugating enzyme binding; zinc ion binding; ubiquitin protein ligase activity.
AACCGAAUAUCUUCGCUCAAUUCUUGAUUCUUUAUCAAAGCCAAACCGAAAUCACCAGAUUUCUAAUUACACUCAGUUUCUUUCUAAGGCUUGUCUCUUAGAUCGUAACCCUAAUCGCAAGACAGCAUUUGCGGGGUUCUCAUUGUUCGAAAUGGAAUCUGUGGAUGAACUGCAAGAGGCUGAGUCUCCUGAUGACUCCUACAGUGACGAUAUUGCAGAAAACGACCCAGAAAACACAGCUGCCAACGUUAUUAGCUUCCAAGAGAAGAGUUUUAGUGUGUUGAAUGCGGAAGACAUUAAACAACUUCAGGAAGAUGAUAUCACAACUGUUUCAACUGUUCUUUCUAUAUCUACAGAAGAUGCAAGCAUCUUACUUCGUUAUUAUCACUGGAGUGUUAGCGAUGUUCACGAGGCAUGGUUUUCUGAUGAGUGUAAAGUCCGCAAGAGAGUGGGCUUAGUGGAGGGGCCGGUUAAUCAAUUCCCUAAUUCUAGAGAAGUUCAAUGCGGGAUCUGCUUUGAGGACUGUCCUCUUGAUCAGAUUAGUUCUGCCAUUUGUGGUCACCCCUUCUGCCGAACGUGCUUGCAAGCUUACAUCAACGGAUCAAUUAAUGGUGGUCCUGGAUGUUUGAUGUUGAGAUGCCCUGAUCCAUCUUGUGGAGCUGCUGUUGGCAAUGGUAUGGUCAAUCAGUUGGCAACUGAUCAAAAUAAGGAGAAAUAUGCUCGUUAUGUUCUUAGAUCUUAUGUUGAAGACAGUCGAAAGAAAAAAUGGUGUCCUGCACCAGGCUGUGAGUAUGCCAUUGAAUUUGUGAUGGGCUGUGGUGGCUAUGAUGUUGCAUGCUUUUGCUCACAUGAAUUCUGUUGGAAUUGCUCCGCGGAAGCUCAUCGUCCUGUGGAUUGUGACACUGUCUCAAAAUGGAUUUUGAAAACCAGUACUGAGCCAGCAACUAUGAACUGGAUACUACUAAAUUCCAAACCUUGUCCAAAGUGCAAGAGAUUGAUAGAGAAAGACCAAGGUUGUAUGCAUAUGACAUGCAUGCCUCCUUGCAAAUUUGAAUUUUGCUGGGUAUGCCUUGGCUUAUGGUCUGAUCAUGAACAAAGGGGUGAUUGUUACUAUUCAUGUAACCGCUAUGUUGCUGCAAAACAAGAGGGAGUGUUGGACGAAACUGAGAAGAGUAGGGAGAUGGCUAAAAAUUCAUUGGAGAGAUACACACAUUACUAUCAACGUUGGGCAACUAAUCAGUUGUCUAGGAAGAAGGCUCUUGCUGAUCUGCAUCAGAUGCAGAAUAUGCAACUUAUAAAGCUGAGUGACAAACUAUCACAACCGGACUCUCAUCUGAAGUCCAUGAUAGAUGCCUGGACUCAGAUCGUUGAAUGUAGGCGUGUUCUAAAAUGGACUUAUGCGUAUGGAUUCUAUCUACCUCUGGAUGGAUCUAAGAGGGUGUACUUUGAAUUCGUACAGGGUCUUGCUGAGUCUGCUCUAGAAAGGCUUCAUCAAUGUGCUGAAGAGAAUAAACAGACAUAUCUGAAAGUUGAUGGGACUUUAUCUGAUUGUAUUGAUUUCGGCACAAAGCUGUCUGGACUGACAAGUAUAACCCGGAAUUUCUUUGAGAACUUGGUUGGAACCUUAGAGAAAGGUAUGCCAGACGUGAAUUCUGAAAAGAAAGACAACAACAUAGGUGAAAAUGACGAUGAAGAGAGCCAGAUCAGACGGUUGGUUUUGUGAUCUAUGCGAGAUGUAAGCAAUCAAUCAGACUUGACUAAUGGUUUUAGAGCAAAGACAUAUUUCAGACUAAUCAAUUGAAAAUUAG